Molecule: messenger RNA, 1257 nt
Organism: Lathyrus oleraceus (garden pea)
Lineage: Eukaryota; Viridiplantae; Streptophyta; Magnoliopsida; Fabales; Fabaceae
Exons: 1
Coding region: 1-1257 (418 amino acids)
Source: RefSeq, a predicted model, not a curated record
AUGGUGGAUCAAGGCAAGUUACAGAUAAAUCACCGUGUCAGGAGCAAGGGAGAGAAAGAGAUAGCCGUGGUAGACAUCCCUUAUGAUGAGGUUAAUGUGGAAAUACCUAUAAACCCAUUGGUGAUAGAGUUUCCAGCACCAUUCGCGUAUGAAGAUGAGAAGACGGUCUUGUGGAUAUAUCAACCCAGAGCUUUUAAGCAAGGGAAGGAAGACCAACCUUUGGUUAUCAACGAACCAAACAUCACCUUGAUUGUGGGGCCGGCAGGAAUAACACGUAGUGGCUGGGUGUUCACACCAAGGACUGCUGAUACUUUUGCAAAGGCUAAAGGGAAGAAAGCCAAUGUCCAGAUCCCCGUCCCUAAUCGAGAAAUGCAAGGCAUUCACCUGUCUCCUAAAGCUGCAGUCACUCGUGAAGAGGCCGAGGAAUUUCUAAGGAUAAUCAAGAAGAGUGACUAUAAAGUGGUGGACCAACUGAAUCAAACACCUUCAAAAAUCUCCAUGUUAUCUUUAUUGCUCAACUCAGAAGCACACAAGAAAUUGCUGUUGAAAGUAUUAAGCGCCGCACAUAUCACGAAAGACAUAAUGAUAGAACAGUUUGACGAUGUGAUAGCUUGUGUGACCACUGGGAAUUUUUUGGGUUUUAACGAUGAUGAACUGCCGAUCGAGGGAAAGAACCAUAACAAGGCCCUAUAUAUCUCCUUGAAAUGCAUAGACACUAUACUAUCAAGGGUAUUAGUAAACACAGGUUCCUCGCUGAACGUCAUGCCGAAGACAACUUUGAUAAAACUGCCAAUGGAAGGGAUAAGUAUGAAGCCCAACACCCUAAUCAUAAAGGCAUUUGAUGGCUCAAGGCGAGCAGUGAUAGGAGAGGUUGGCUUACCAAACAAGAUAGGUCCAACUAUUUUUAAUAUCACGUUCCAGAUUAUGGACAUACAUCCCGGUUAUAGUUGCCUACUUGGGAGACCCUGGAUUCACUCUGCAGGCGCCGUCACCUCCACUCUACAUCAAAAGCUAAAAUUCAUUACAAAUGACAAGAUGACUGUGAUUGGAGGGGAAGAGGAUAUCUUGGUUAGCCACUUGACAUCUUUCCGGUAUAUCAAGGUGGAUGGAGAGAUAACUGAGACACCAUUCCAAUCCUUGGAAGUGGUAAAUAUGAUGGCCGUCCAACGGACAUUAGAGACCCCGAAAUUAGGACCGUCCAUGGCCUCGUGGCAAGGAGCUAAGGAUGUUAUGGAAAGUGAAAAUGCUCAAGACUAG